This is a messenger RNA of Rhinichthys klamathensis goyatoka, 952 nucleotides long. Its product is annotated as NADH-cytochrome b5 reductase 2. The record is from RefSeq and is a predicted model, not a curated record. Gene Ontology annotation, molecular function: FAD binding; oxidoreductase activity. NCBI's taxonomy places the organism in Eukaryota, Metazoa, Chordata, Actinopteri, Cypriniformes, Leuciscidae. The transcript is spliced from 9 exons. Gene Ontology annotation, cellular component: mitochondrion. Bases 16 to 942 code for a protein of 308 amino acids.
GAAUAAGACUGCAGCAUGGAUCAAAUUCUAACAGCACCUGUGCUAAUUGGGAUAUCUGUAGUGGUGAUCACAGUCCUCUUCCUCGUCCUAAACUCAGGAGGUUCCAAUGGAGAUCGAAAGCAAAGCAAGUUUCCAAAAACCUUGCAGGAUCCCAAUCUGAAAUACCAACUGCCACUCAUAGAGAAAGAGGAGAUCACUCAUGACACUAAAAAAUUCCGGUUUGGUCUUCCAUCCUCGUCUCACGUUCUUGGUCUCCCUAUUGGUCAGCAUGUUUACCUGUCUGCAAAGGUGAAUGGGAAUCUGGUUAUUCGUGCGUACACACCUGUGUCCAGCGAUGAAGACCAGGGAUACGUUGAUCUAGUUGUAAAGGUCUACUAUAAAAAUACUCAUACAAACUAUCCUGAUGGAGGCAAGAUGUCUCAGUAUUUGAAUGAUAUGAAGAUUGGAGACACCAUUGACUUUAGGGGUCCAAAUGGAUUACUGGUAUACAAUGGAAAAGGGCAGUUUGGUAUUCGACCUGAUAAAAAAUCUGAACCUAAAGUGCGGAAGUUUCGACACGUGGGCAUGAUUGCUGGUGGAACAGGCGUCACUCCAAUGAUGCAGCUGAUCAGGAGUAUAACCGCAGAUCCUGCUGACAACACCAAGUGCUCCAUUAUAUUUGCUAACCAGACUGAGGACGACAUAUUGUUACGUAAAGAGCUGGAUGAAGUUCAUAGAAAUCACCCUGAUAAACUCAAUCUGUGGUACACACUGGACAAGCCCUCUGAAGGGUGGAAGUACAGCAAAGGGUUUGUUGAUGCUGCCAUGAUAAAAGACCAUCUCCCGCCUCCGGCCAAUGAUGUGCUCAUCGUGAUGUGCGGUCCACCCCCCAUGAUCCAGUAUGCCUGCCUGCCAAACCUCGACAAGCUGGGCUACAGAACUGACAACACUUUUGCAUACUGAUAAUGUGUAU